Messenger RNA from Saccostrea echinata, 3156 nucleotides. Its product is annotated as annexin A7-like. The coding region runs from base 116 to 1987 and encodes 623 amino acids. The transcript has 15 exons. The record is from RefSeq and is a predicted model, not a curated record. Gene Ontology annotation, cellular component: cytoplasm. Gene Ontology annotation, molecular function: calcium-dependent phospholipid binding; calcium ion binding. Lineage: Eukaryota; Metazoa; Mollusca; Bivalvia; Ostreida; Ostreidae.
UUUUACCUCACUCACACAGAAGAGUUCACAUACCUUCUGUUUCCUGUUUACUGCUGGUGAUUGGAAUUUGGAUUGAUUACUUACCUUACAAUUAUUAAAAAGGUACACUUCAAACAUGGGGAAGCAUAAGAAACAUAAGCAUGGACAUCGCAGUAGCAGCAGCAGUAGUAGUAGCAGUUCAAGCUCAGAUGAGGAAUUUAAGCAUCUUCCCAAAGCAGAGAGAAAGAUGAGGAAGAAAAUGAAGAAGCAGAUGAAAAAGGGAAAGAUACCUCAUGGUGUAGGAAUGCCUGCAACCCAUGGCUCUGGAUACCCAGGUGUAGUAGUCUCAGGUGGUAGUGGAUAUCCAGCAGGAAGUUACCCACCAGGCCAAGGUGGCAUGCUACCAGGUGGAGCUGGGUACCCAGCAGGUGGAACGGGCUAUCCAGCAGGUGGAACAAGCUAUCCAGCAGGUGGAUCAGGCUAUCCAAUCGGGGUUGCACCAGCACCUGGGGUGCCACCACCUGCAGGAUAUUCAGCUGGUGGAUUUGUUCCAGCAGGUGGUGCCCCAGGAUAUCCUGCGGCCCCCCAGCCUGCCUACCCUCAAGCACCAGGGGGAACGUAUCCAGGACAAGUACCUCCUCCAGCUCAGUACCCUGGUGGAACACAAUCAGCUGGUUACCCUGGGCAACAACCAAGUCAAGGAGGUUACCCUGGGCAACAGCCAAGUCAAGGUGGUUACCCUGGGCAACAGCCAAGUCAAGGUGGUUAUCCUGGGCAACAGCCUACAUCCUCUAGUGGAUACUCAACACAAGGAGGCUAUCCUACCCAGCCAGGGGGUUACCUAGGGCAGCAGGCUGGAGGUUACCCUGGACAACAACCUCCACCUGCACAGGUUGGGGUACCGGGACAGCAGUCUUAUGCCCCUCAAGGACAACAAGGAUAUGGACAGCAGACACCAGGAGGAGUGGCUUCUGCCACAGCAGGAAUGGGUAACCUGCAGAUAGGAUCUAUGGGGGAUAUUCCACGCCCGACAGUUCGACCAGCAAAUCCAUUCAACUGUGAGCGAGACACUCAGGUCCUCCGAACUGCUAUGAAAGGAAUAGGCACUGACGAGAAGGCCAUUAUAGAUGUGAUCAGCCAUACCUCUAACAAACAACGACAGGAAAUUCUCAUCAUGUUCAAAACCAUGUAUGGAAAGGAUUUAAUCUCAGAUCUGAAGUCAGAAUUGUCUGGGGAUUUGGAGGAAUUGAUUCUUGCUUUGUUUAAGCCCACUGACUACUAUGAUGCAUGGUGCCUGAAUAAAGCUAUGAAGGGAGUUGGAACCAGGGAAUCAACUCUGAUAGAAAUUUUGUGCACAAGAACAAAUGCUGAAAUCAGAGGCAUCAAAGCUGCAUACAAACAACACUUUGGUCGAGAGCUGGAAGCAGACUGUGUCAAUGAAACAAGUGGACAUUUCAAGAGACUACUGGUGUCAUGUUGUCAGGCAAACAGGUCCGAGUUGACAGACAGUCAGAGGCAGAUGUUGAUGCAGCGUGGCCCAGAAGCUGUCGUAGACCGGGCACAAGCUCAACAAGAUGCCCAGAAACUCUACCAGGCUGGCGUCAAAAAAUUUGGUACUGAUGAAUCUGCCUUCUUGGCUGUUCUAUCAAUCAGACAUGAAUUUCAACUGAGAGCCACUUUUGAGGAGUACCAGAAACUCUCUGGAAAGGAUAUCAUGAGUUCAAUAAGUUCUGAAAUGUCAGGAGAUCUUGAAGAUGGAUUUAAAGCAAUAAUAAUGAGUGCAAAGAACAGGCCAAAGUUCUUCUCAGACAAGCUUCACAAGGCAAUGAAUAGGAUUGGAACUGACGACUCCACCCUUAUAAGGAUCAUUGUAUCUCGUUCAGAGAUUGAUUUACAGAACAUAAAGGAUCAGUAUAUGAGGGACCAUGGGAAGACCCUUCAUGCUGCUGUAUCCUCAGAAACCAGUGGGGACUACAAGAAACUCUUACUGGCUCUGAUUGGCCAAUAGACAACAUUAAUGUUAACCUCUUUCCUCUGAUUGGCCAAUAGACAACAUUACUGUUAACCUCUUUCCUCUGAUUGGCCAAUAGACAACAUUACUGUUAACAUCUUCCUUAUCAAUUUUGACUGACAUUAUUAAAUUCUUAACUUUUCAGAGAGAGUAACUUUAAGUUAACUAUUGACUAGAAUAGAAAAAAAAACCAGUCAACCACUUUGUGAAGUAGCCAUGAAAACCUUGUAUAUUAGUGUUUGCUUGAAUAGGAUUUUGACCUGUAGUUUAUAUGGAGAAUAAUACAUACACCUGUACCUUUCUUCACAACACACCCUGUAUCAGACUGAGACACCCAUAUCAGCCAGAGAGCAGAAGGCCAGAGGGCUGAUAUUAGUUGAGGGCGGAUUCAGGGUGUGUUAUGGAAAAGGGUAUGUUUUAUUAUGUUUAUUACAUACUUAGUAAUAACAUACAGCCCACAUCUACUUGAGCAAAUACAAUGAAUAAUCACCAACUAGUUUAUUGUAUCAAAUCCCAGUAAUUUAAUAUAAAAUAUGAAAUCUUUUUUGCAGAGAAUGGGAAUGAAAAUUAUGUGUAUUAUUACAAAUACUGUCUAAUCCACAAAGGGUGUGAUAUUAAUCUGUAUCAGCCCUGCAGGAUCCGUAUCAGCCCUAGAACUGAUACAGCUUUUGUGACAUGAGAUAUAUCGCAUAUGCAAAAAAAAAAUUUAUUUAUUACUAAGUAUGUAAUACUAGUAAAUGCAUGUAUCUUUAUACAUUUCUAUAUUAGUAACCGUGUUGUGCAUUUACAUAUCUUGUAUGUAAGUUGUGAGGAUUUUUAUUCCAUCUUUUAAAGGUUUUUUUUUGAAAGAUUGGUUUCUAAUUACAUGUAUUUACUGCUAUAUAUUACUUUGAUAUUCAUUAAAAGAAUAAAGAAAAUCAAGUAGGUGCAUGUAGCCUCUAUCAUAUAUUUCUGCAAACAAAGUAAAUGUACAGUGCACCUGCAUUUGACAAAGCAUCGUUUUGCUGGCAUCUUAAUUAAGAACUGUUUGAAUAUCGACCCAUCAAACCAAACUGUUUGCCUUCGGCCUACGGGCCUCAGGCAAACGGUUUGGUUCUUGGGUCCGACAAAAUGCAUGUUACCUUCGAGCCCAUGCAGUCAAUAAAUGUAUAAUAUUUGUAGUUCAA